AUGUCUACCAAAGCUGGUUGGCAAUUUCAAUGUUCCAACUCAAAUUGCUCACCAUUGGCCGUUGUUAUUGUGCCGAAUAUCCGCCAGUGUCAAAUGGCUUGUUUAGCUGAAAUCCAUUGUAAAGCAAUUAGUUUUCAUAAAUCAUCAUCUAAUUGUGAAUUGUUUGCUGACAUAUCAAACCAAAAUUACAAUCUCGUGCUCGAUGUAGACACUGUUACUAUGAUUAUUAUGGAUGGAACACGAAUUCCACCCGGGAUCGAUCAACUAACUCCAGCUCCAAUAUGA
Messenger RNA from Adineta steineri, 285 nucleotides. The record is from the annotation of a GenBank genome assembly. Lineage: Eukaryota; Metazoa; Rotifera; Eurotatoria; Adinetida; Adinetidae.